AUGUCUUCUCCAAUAGCCCAACCAAUUACGUUCGGGAAUGGCCUGACGCUGCCAAAUCGAUUAGCAAAGUCUGCCAUGGCCGAGAAUCUAGCAGAUAAAGACCUUCUACCCACAAAUGACGUUUACUCUGCCUACAAGGCUUGGGCGGAGGGUGGUUGGGGGCUGAUCAUCACAGGAAACGUGCAGGUUGAUCCUCGUUAUCUAGGACAACCUGGAGAUAUAGCCUAUAAUAACUUGAUAAGCAGGACUCGUCUGCUUGACAGCUGGAAGAAGUGGGCAUCAACAUGUAGAGUUGCUGGGACACCAACUGUGAUGCAGAUAAGCCAUCCAGGCAGGCAGUCCCCGGCCGGAGCAGGCAAAAGGGGUCUCUUUGAGAAGGCUUUAGCACCCAGCGCAAUACCAUUGCGUCUCGGCAAGGGUCUAUUCGCUGCUGUGAUUUCCAAGCUACUUUUCGGCACGCCAAAGGCCAUGACAGUCGAGGAGAUUCUUCAUGUGCGAGAUUGCUUCGUCGAAACAGCAGUGCUUGCAUCCGAGGCUGGGUUCGAUGGAAUCGAGCUUCACGGAGCUCACGGUUAUCUUCUUUCCCAGUUCCUGACUGCCAAGACUAACCAGCGAGUCGAUGAAUAUGGAGGAACGCCCAAGGCUCGGGCUAAGAUUGUCGUUGAUAUCAUCAAGGCUAUCCGAGACGCUGUACCGAAAAGCUUCACAGUUGGUAUCAAGUUUAACUCUGUCGAUCAUCAGUCGUCCAUUGCCUUGGAAGAGUGUCUUGAACAGCUCCGACUGAUCACCGAUGCUGGAAUCGAUUUCCUGGAAAUCAGUGGCGGUAGUUAUGAAGAGCCAAUUGGAAUUUUAGACCCUGACCAAAUCACGCGGGUGAAAAAAGAAAGUACAGCGGCCAGAGAAGCAUUUUUUCUCGACUUUGCGAAAGCGAUCCGAAACGAGUUCCCAGAUCUACCGCUGCUCGUCACGGGUGGAUUCCGAAGUCGAAAGGUAAUCGAAGACGCUCUGCUAAGCAACGCCCUGGAUAUUGUCGGACUGGCCCGACCAGCAGUGUUGAAUGCUUCUGCGCCCUCGAGCACGCUACUAGAUAUGAGCAAAGGGGAUGAUGAGGCACGAGCCAUUGCUGUUUCUGUUCCGACACCUUGGUUGUUGAAGAAGAUUGGCAACUAUAUCAUUGGAGCUGGCUACGAAACGGCAUGGUAUGGGAAGAAGAUCAAGACGUUGGGGAGAGUGAGAAGACAAGGAUACACAUCCAAUGUUUGA
Messenger RNA from Fusarium redolens, 1263 nucleotides. RefSeq lists its product as uncharacterized. Gene Ontology annotation, molecular function: FMN binding; oxidoreductase activity. The transcript is spliced from 4 exons. Lineage: Eukaryota; Fungi; Ascomycota; Sordariomycetes; Hypocreales; Nectriaceae. Bases 1 to 1263 code for a protein of 420 amino acids. The record is from RefSeq and is a predicted model, not a curated record.